This is a messenger RNA of Durotheca rogersii, 2683 nucleotides long. RefSeq names its product heterokaryon incompatibility protein-domain-containing protein. Bases 101 to 2164 code for a protein of 687 amino acids. The record is from RefSeq and is a predicted model, not a curated record. The transcript has 2 exons. NCBI's taxonomy places the organism in Eukaryota, Fungi, Ascomycota, Sordariomycetes, Xylariales, Xylariaceae.
CCCUUCUGAGAUUUUAUCUCAAGCUGUUUGCUCUCCUGACAUCACUAGCGAUCUGUCACAGUCUAUUAUACAGCUUCUGUUUUCACCAGACUGCCAACACAUGUCUCAACUUGCAGAUCUCCACAAGCCGCCAGAGGGAGCGACUAACCGGGCCAAGCCGUGCACAUGCGAGAAAAGACACCUACGGCACCGUGCCCUCAAAUAUAUACAGAUCCAGAAUUCCGCGAGAAACUCGUGUCGCCGCUGCGGUGCGUAUGAGAAGAUUAUUCUGGCCGUGGUGGACGGAUAUCUGCCAGCAUUAUUCCAGGGACCGCGAGAUGAGGCUGAACGUAAAAUGAUACUCGACGAAUUAUUAGUGGUUAGGUCAUCCAUGCUGAAGUCCGGGCGCCACGAGCACGAACUGGAAUUACGCAUCCUGGAUAGACGGGUACUUAUUGAACUCUUCCGAGAUGCAGAAGAACAACCCGACUUUUCUCUUAAAGGAACCAGAUUUCCGGAAAAGGUUCAAUAUGGGCCAAGAAAUAAUUCAGACAGGGGGUUUGAAAGGGCUAAAGGAUGGCUCCAUGAAUGUUCGGAGCACCACAACUGUGGAGAACCAAGUUCUGCUCCGUAUCCCAAGAGGUUGCUCGAUCUUCGCGAAGGCCAGGUUCGAUUACUCGAGACCAACCCAACCAAUGGCUGCAAGGUCCGGUAUGUUUGUCUAAGUCAUCGCUGGGGUGAUCCUCAACACAGGCGACUGACAACUACUACUGCCACAAUCCAAAAGAAUAUGCAGGGAAUUGCGUGGGAGGACCUUCCAAAGACAUUCCAAGAUGCCGUAACCAUUUGUCGACGCAUGUCUGUGAGCUAUCUAUGGAUCGACUCGCUGUGCAUUCUGCAAGAGUUUGUCAACAUGUCAGACGACCAGAAAGAGGAAACAAGGACGGACUUUGCAAGGGAGAACUCAGCUAUGGCGAGCAUCUACAGAAACUCUUAUUUCACAAUCUGCGCUAGCAUAUCAACUAGUAUGGACAGCGGCAUAUUUUCUACGAGGGACCGCGGAAGCCACCAGAUAAAGGUCAUUGAUGACAACGGAAACGAGGCCCUUUUCCGCAUCAGGGAGAGCGCACAGCAUUGGAGACUUCCGACAGAUCUAGAGAGGAGAUGCUGGACAUAUCAGGAGUAUCUGCUCUCUCCAAGGGUCUUGGGCUUUGAGCCUUUUGACAUCUCUUGGAAGUGCAAGAAAACACACACUUGCGAAUGCGGACGCAUCAGACCGGGCUUGACAUUCGCUAGUCAAGCACAGGGUCCCGAUGCAGGAAAGGCUGUGUGGUGGUGGAAGGAGGUAAUUUCCUGGUACGCAGCGCGAAACCUAACAUAUGAACACGAUAAACUACCCGCGCUCUCCGGACUAGCACAGGCCUACCACCAAGUAACAGGCGAUGCUUAUCUCGCAGGCUUGUGGAAGGCCUCUCUACCAAGUAGUCUUUGUUGGUACCAUUUGUCAGGCUUUGCAACGAGAACUAAUCUCAGCCGAAGGCCUAGGGGCUUCCGUGCUCCCUCCUGGUCUUGGGCUUCUGUCGACACCUUAGACAGUGCCCGAUGCCGUUUCUGGUGGGCUUCCGAAGUAAUGCUUGGAAUCGGUGUGCCAUAUUACUCUAGGUAUCCCAGGCCACAAGAGGUCUGUACGAUAUAUGACGCCGCCUGCCAGCCGAAAACAGAAGAUGCAUUUGGCGAGGUAUUACCCGGCGGGUUCGUCAAACUCGGGGCCAUACUUAUCUACGCGAAAAUUGGCCUUGAGCCUCAGGGACUGAGUUUCCAGCAAACAGUCGAGAAGGGGGCCUGGACAUUGAGUUAUGUCGAGGGUGGUAAGGAUGUCUCUUAUUGUUAUCCAGAUUGCACGCUAGAAGACGACGGUCUGGAGUUGGGCGACGGUGUCUAUUGUGCGCCAAUACUGGAAGCGGGGUUACAGCAAGGCUGCCUGGUGCUGAAGCGGUUGCAAGGACAAGAGUACAGACGGGUAGGCUUCUGCAUCUUGGGGAAAGGGGAGCGAAGCGGAAGCCCAGAGUCCUACUAUCCCGACUCCUGGGAGGAGGACUUAACGACUCCGGAAAGCGAAGAGAGGGUCCAAAGUUAUGCUCUGCAGUGCAGUCCAAGCGCGGAAGUCCGGAUCACGAUUGUCUAAUGAACGCAGCCAAAUGAAAUUGCCGAGAGGAGAUCAAAGGAAAUAGGGCCUUGGGCGAUAGGGGCGAUUGAAGGAUGUUUUAUUCGGGGGGUGAGCAGGGGGGUUAAGAGGUGGUGUGUGUUUCUUCCUUUUCUGUGGUUAGGAGCUCGGGAACUCGCUCUUAUGUGACCGGUAUUGUAGUGGUGAGGUAGGUCUAGUCCUCUCACCUAUUUUCUCAUGUUGGUUUCUACACCCUAGAGUAUCACACAGAUAGCCACUCCUUCAAGCACUGUGAUAACACAGAAUUGGUCACUGUUCUCACGGUGCGUUAUCUUCUUGUUUCACCUAGUUGCCAUCUACAGUUAGCUAUCACCAGUGCCGAUGCACCUGUCUGGCACCGGAACUGUCACGGUAUCCACGGUAUCCUCCGAUACCGAUUACGGAGCUUAUACAAGCCUCAUACAGGCCUCAUAGGCUUCAGUAGGAGAUUAGCUUAAGCUUUAGGUAGAUAGCUAGCUUCAUCAUCAUCAAGCUUUUUCC